UAGUCAAUUUUCUCUUGGCACGGUCUACAUCGCCGAAGACCAGUCGAAGACGUUUGCACGUCUAUGGUCCGCGAUAAUUGAGAAAACAAACGCCAUUUCCGUUUAUAAACACCAACGGGUGAAUAACACUCAUCCUGGGGGAUAUUUUUUCAAGUGAUUGUUGCUGACGUUUGUUGCGCUGCAUGUGCAAGUUUACAUGAAUCACUGAAGUGAUAGUUUUGGCAUGAGUGGAGACGCAGAAUACAGGAAAUUGGAAAGUACAUCCAGACGAUUGAUGUAAUGUGGAGGAGGAUGCGAGGGCAGGGAAGAAAAUUGUCCUGGUGACCGGGCCGUAGUUGAUCGUUGAUCAGUGGGGGGCUGAAAACUGUCAAGCUGAAUUGCUAAAGAAGAGAGAGUAGGUCGGUGAGAGAGUAGUAGAUCAGCACAAAGUCGGCUGUACCCUCGAUGCUUACUCUACGCCUGGUGUCUACGCACUUCUUGAAGCAACCAUAGGGUGUUAUCCAUCGCCUCGGACGCGAUAAAAUAAACUACACUUGAUAUAAUGUGCCGCGAUAGAGACAUGAACCACGAGCACUUGUUAAUGACCAACAAUUAUCAUCUGGAUCGAUGAGCCAUUGAUUUUUUAAAUCGAUCUAAUUACACUGAACUGAGUGGAUAAAACAUCUUAUUGUUAACAGGAUUACUGGGUAAAGUCGUUGGUAAUCUUGUAAAGUACUCAUCUGUAAUUCAAUUUAACGAUUCAUCAAUUGUCACGUAUUAUUUUGCCACUUUUGGGCAUCAUCUCGAUGUGUUAUCCUCCUGCGGCUAUUGGACGUUAUCGAUAUUUUUUAAGUGAAUUGUCGUUGUUUCGGGGAAAUUUCACUCAUCAAUUGUGUUAACUGCCGUUGAACACGGCUCACAAAUCGCUUGUGAUAUACUUCAAUCUGUGGAGAGCUGCGAAAGAGUGCAUUUGCGGCAGUGGGUCGCGGUGCAGGCGGACUGGGAUGAGACGCCCGCAGCAGGAAGUACAUCAACAUCAACGUCAUUGCCAGGGAUCUCCACCCGAGAGUCCGAUUGAACCGCGUCAACGGACCACCAACGUCAAGGACGAGUCACGAUUGGCGCGUGUGAAACGCGUGCUCACUGGUUCUCUUCUCGGUCGUGGUAUCGCCAGUGCCGACUCUAAACGUGUCUUUGGUGCUCGACUCGAGCUAGUCGACUCUUAUCUGGACACUGGUGUUCCCUACGUGGUGCACCGGCUCUGCAGGUACAUUGAGCAUCAUGGCUUCCAGAGUGCAUCGGUCUUUCGUCUCUCGGGGGGCAGUCCUCGAUUGACUGAGCGACUCAGGGCAGCCUUUGAGAGACGAGGCGAUGCCGAUCUCGAGGGGGCGGCAUGCCCCUCCACCGCCGCGACGAUGCUGAGGCAGUACCUCAAGGAACUGCCACAACCACUCGUUCCAUCAUCCAUCGUUUCCCAGCUCAUCAAUAUCCACGCUCAACAUCACUUGAGUAAUCGAGACGCCUGGGUAGAACGGACCCACCAACUUCUGCUGAGUCUCCCCCCAUCACACUACCGCCUCUUCGGGUACUUGGCAAAUUACCUCAGCAAGUAUGAAGCUCGCCACGGUAGAAGCUCUGGUGUUUGCGGGGUAUUUGCACCAGUUGUGCUACCCCACGUACCACCGGCCACCACUCUCCUCCGGGACAUCCUAGCCGAGGCUGCCAAACUCUUCCCAGGCUGUGUCAAGGAUUCGGGAAGUUAUUCGACAGUCACGGCAAACGAUAAUAGGGACAGUAAGGAUACCAAGGAGCUGAACGAGGUUUCCGAGCAGACCGGGGAUAACUUGCAUUGCGCGCUGAAACCGCGCAAGCGAAAGGAACAUUGCGAGUCCUGUUGCCAAGAGAGAAAACUCAUCAGAAGCAACAGUGAGGAACAAAUUUUAGAUAAAAAUAGUUCGAACGCAGCGGAAACGAUCCGAAGAGUCAAUAGUCACGAGGAUUUCAACAGCGAUAAACAUCUCCAUACUUUAACGCAUUUAUCUCAAGUUGGAGCAGACAUGGGGCACGGAGUGAGAUGCGGAGGUCUGCCCCUCCACGAGAGAACCAAUGUGUCGCCGGUCUCGAAGCCCUCGCCCUUGCCCUCCCCCUGCGACAUCCUCCUCGUGGCUGAGCGGCUCGAGUGCGAUGUGGAGAGACUCCGCAGCACCGAGAGGUUCAGCCGGAGCCUGACCCCCCGCUGUCUCCGAGUGAAUCGUCGACGACGAGUCCACAAGACUCUCAAGGUCGACCAAAACUCCAGCAAAGAGAACGAGGAGGAAUUAAUUCCAGAGCUUUAUAUUGAAUCCUCCACGGAGAAUAAUAGUAGCGCAGAUGAGACAACAGGGCCUAGUUUUCUUGACCUCCUGAGUAGUGGACCCUCGCGUUCCCCCUCACCGGUUCGUGCGCGUUCCCUAGACCACGAGGACUCCAACAACCCCGUUCCCACGAAUUGGAGUUUCACGAUGCGUCAAACAGAUCCGGAGAGUGGGCCACCCACUGAGGACGACAAGGAGCCGACAGAAUCGAUGCUCUCCCCGCGAAACUCCCUCCUGAUUCCACGGAGGUUCUACUCCGAGGUCAACGGAACACCAACGAUUCCCAGCCCCUCGGAGCUUGGCCUGAAGACCCUCACGAAACACAUAAACGGUCUGAAGAAGAAAAUAAAGAAGUACGAGGACGAAUUCGAGGAAAAUUUUGGCUAUCGUCCCAGUCACUCCGACAAGAUGAGCAAUCGCGAUAUCAAGAAACUGUGCGGAGAGCUCAAUAAACUGCGGAAGGAGUAUAAAUUACUGAAGGAGGAUCCCAUAGGUGCCCUGAGAGCAAACGUAAAACUGACUAAAUCCUCCAGUUUGAAUGGACGGAAUCAGGAGAACUCUCCAGCGAACAAUAACAACAGCCAGGAGUUCAAGUCCAGGGCAACGAUGAUGGAGGACAUGGUGAAGGAGGUGGAGAGAAAGCUGAGUGAGAAGCGGCUGAAGUACGACCGACCUGAUAACAUGGAGGAGAUGACCUAUGAGCAGCUGCUGGACGAAAAGACUGCCGUCCAGAAGGCGCUUCUGCACAUUGAGGGGGCUUUUGGAAGGCCUGUAGCCAAGGAGGACAGGGCAAUGGUGCGAGAUCUUUACGACAGGUAUCGAUCGUUGAAGAGAUUACUAAUCAGAGCUGGAUCAAGUAAAAACAAAGACAGUAUAUCAGAACUGGCGACGAUCCUGGAGCACGAGGCGAUGGACUUCACGUCGUCCUCAUUGCCUGGCAACUCUGGAGACUGCGACAGGCGAGCUAGUGAGCCUGAUAUGUCUCAUAGGGGCAUUCUGGAUUGCAUUGACACACCUGAUCAGUUUCCAACGGACAGCGAUAGCCAGCACAGCAGCAGCGAGGGGAGCAGGGGAGGAAUUGGGGAGAGUCUGCAUGCCAUGCCUCAGGAGGAUUUGAUGGCACAGCAGAGGCUCAUGCGCGAGGAGAAGAAGAGGCUGAGGAGGGCUCUUAAAGAGCUCGAGAUACAGUUUGAAGCACGCGCUGGACGCAGGAUGCAGAGGGAGGACAGGGGCCCUCAUGUACAAACUGUUUAUGAGUCUUACAAACAGACUAAGGCCAAACUCAGACUAAUUGACGCUCUACUCGCCAAAACUGCCUAAUUCAUGGACUUGGAGAUGUGGUAAAACGUGAGAGAUAGUUUAGUUGUUGUUAUAAAGUUAUUCGAGGGAUUUUUUGCGGAAAAAAAGUUCUGGGAUGUUUUUUCGACUUAAAUCAUUCAGUAAGAAGAUAAUUUCAUAUGGGGUAUUAGAUAUUCUCAUUAAUAAAUCAUUUAUAGGGAAUCUCUUGUAAGAAAUCGCUUAACUUUUCCCCUGAAAUCGUUAUCAACGAAACCUAUCACGUUUUACCAAUUCACCACGAAACAUUUAAUUUAUCCCAUCAUCUCAUUAACUUUUGCUGGAUACACUUUUAAUUUUCGUCAUUUGAACAUGUCGUUUUUUAAUUUAUUAUGACAAUAUCCAAAUUGGAAAGAUAAAUUUUCACAACUCAUUAAAAAUUUGUGAGCUUGGAGAUUAGUGCAUGUACCCUAGAAUCUAAUUGCAAAUUAGAUAUGGAAGAGAGAUUAUUUUUCAAUGCUGCGAUCUGAAUAUUAUCUAUGAAGAUAUAUUAUUACGCGUUGACUCCUAUUAAUUAUUAUUAUUAACGAUUGAUUAAUUGAUAUAGAGGAACCAAAAUAAACGCAACACAUUGCGAUUGCCACGAGGGCCUUUUUUCGUGAUUAAACUGAUUGUACGUUACAUUUUGAGAUGUCAUUUUUCAUUCUGUGGCUCCUAUUGUUUUUUUUAAUGUAUACCAAAGCAUCUUUUAGUCUGUGAUAAACCACUUUGCAUGUGUUGGAUAAAUUUUGGUCGUACGAAGAUGGUAAGCUGGGGAAAGUUAUGAGAAGUUUUUUGUACGUAAUAAUUCUCUCUAUGAGUAAUACAACCAACAGCGGUAAUUUUUAUCAAAAACGGAAGAAAAACAUAAUGAAAUAGCUGAAAAAAAACUUUUAAACUAUUAAUUAAACUUUUGUAUGUAACGUCAAAGAUAAUUACGUAUUAAUUUCGUCAGGAUGCGAAUUAAAAGGACAAUUACUUUAACACAAAAUAACUCACUGCAGCUGAGAAUUCUAGUGGUUUAGGCUUACAAAUUUUAUAUCAUAAGAUUAAAUGAUAAUAUAGUUUUAUCGGAUUUCGGUAGAUCUAGGCAGAGGAUUGAAAUAUUGAUUUCAGCUGGAAAAUUAUAAUUUACCAUUAACAAAAUAUUUUUUAUUGAAUUAAUUGAUUCGACAUAUCUAGAAUUCAGCGCAGAUUCUCUCUGCUAUUGGAGCUCCAGUAGGCAACGGAGGUAAUUUAAUAACCCAGUCAUUGAUGGAUAAUAAUACAUAGAUUAAUGGAUAAUUAAACAUUAAAACAGAACACGGAAAAUGGAAUCGUUGAUCUUGAAUAUGUCACACGACUGCUGAAUCAUUAUCACCUUCGACACGAAAGUAUUCGUGCGGGAAAAUAAAUAUUGACGAUGUUUGCUCGUUGUUAUACAUAUGUGUUGGAUAAAUGUAUAUAAAAAUAUAUGUAAACAUCUUAUACAUAAACGAUAUAUUCUAUAUGAGUGAGGAUGAAAUAAAUCAUCUGUACUUGGA
This is a messenger RNA of Diachasmimorpha longicaudata, 5170 nucleotides long. Its product is annotated as protein FAM13A. Lineage: Eukaryota; Metazoa; Arthropoda; Insecta; Hymenoptera; Braconidae. Gene Ontology annotation, biological process: signal transduction. Bases 984 to 3653 code for a protein of 889 amino acids. The record is from RefSeq and is a predicted model, not a curated record. The transcript is spliced from 10 exons.